UUCCCUAACCGGAAGAAGCAGCCCUCAUCACCAGAAGUUGAAAGGGGAAAAAACCUGAAAAUUUUGCGUUUGGGAAGCGAGAAAGUGCGAGAAAAUGAGCGGAGCAGGAAAGAAAGUAGUGGAUGUGGCCUUCAAAGCAUCAAAGAACAUUGAUUGGGAAGGGAUGGCUAAGCUUUUGGUCACCGAUGAGGCUCGCAAAGAGUUCGCCACUCUUCGUCGAGCUUUCGAUGAGGUUAACUCCACUUUGCAGACCAAGUUCAGCCAGGAACCUGAACCCAUUGACUGGGAAUACUAUAGAAAAGGAAUCGGUUCUCGCUUGGUGGAUAUGUACAAAGAGGCUUAUGACAGUGUAGAGAUCCCCAAGUUUGUCGACACAGUCACUCCUCAAUACAAACCAAAAUUUGAUGCAUUGUUGAUUGAAUUGAAAGAAGCAGAGGAGAAAUCCUUGAAAGAGUCUGAGCGUUUGGAGAAAGAAAUCGCUGAGGUUCAGGAGCUUAAGAAAAAGAUCAGCACCAUGACAGCAGAUGAGUACUUUGAGAAACACCCUGAGCUGAAGAAGAAAUUUGAUGAUGAGAUCCGGAACGACUACUGGGGCUAUUGACAUCUUUGCUGAUUUAAGGGGCAAGCUUUCAGUCGCAGCCAGAAUUUCUGAGUUGUCUUGUUUCUGUUGUUCUACCCUAAUGAUACCGAACCCUUUUUUGUGUAAUUUGGUUGUUCUGGGUUGGAAAGAUUGGGCUCCUAUAAUAAUUGGGUUUUCUGUGUAGAGAAACAGAUUUAUCCAUUCACUUGAGAACGAAACUGAAUAUUGUAAGACAUGCUUCAUUAAGUGGCAUCCGCAUCCAUGUUUUCAAUGGAAAAUUUUUUCAUCUGCCUUA
Theobroma umbraticum is the source of this 875-nucleotide messenger RNA. It is a transcript of the gene ATPQ, whose product is annotated as ATP synthase D chain. The record is from RefSeq and is a predicted model, not a curated record. Gene Ontology annotation, molecular function: proton transmembrane transporter activity. Gene Ontology annotation, biological process: proton motive force-driven ATP synthesis. NCBI's taxonomy places the organism in Eukaryota, Viridiplantae, Streptophyta, Magnoliopsida, Malvales, Malvaceae.